UAUCUUGCAUGAACGGAAAAGGAAUGUCACGAGGGUAUGGCUAUAUGUAUUCAUUUUGUGAUCAGAUCGAAAGAGGUGUCCACACAAGAAACUUGCAGAGAGUUGUCCCGAAAGUGGAGAGACUCCUUUGCCCACAUCAUGUCUUAUUUUGAACACAUCGUGUUUGAGGAUGAGUUCAACAGCUCUGAAUCUGGAUCAGGAGAAUUUGAGGUCUUUUUGGAGGAACCCUGUGAUCGAGCUCGCAACAGUGAAUUUCAAAGGAUCUUUCUACCGACGGUGUUUGGAAUAAUAUUUGUUUUGGGCAUCGUCGGCAAUGGACUGGUAGUUGUGGUGAUGGGCUACCAAAAAACGAGAACUAUGACCGACAAAUAUAGGCUUCACCUUUCUGUGGCAGAUCUGCUGUUUGUCCUCACUCUGCCCUUCUGGGCUGUGGAUGCCGCCAGCAGCUGGCAUUUUGGAGGUUUCCUCUGUGUGGCUGUGCACAUGAUCUACACGGUCAACUUGUACAGCAGUGUACUGAUUCUGGCCUUCAUAAGCCUGGACAGGUACUUAGCAGUGGUGCAUGCCACCAACAGCCAGGCUCCCAGGAAACUCCUGGUGGAGAGGGUGAUCUACGUGGGCGUGUGGCUGCCUGCCACCCUCCUCACGGUGCCGGAUCUGGUGUUCGCAAAAACGCAGGAGGCGGGCUCCAGGACCAUGUGCAUCCACAUAUACCCCCUGGAGACCAGCUCCAUCUGGAUGGCUGCGUUCCGGGUCCAGCACAUCUUCGUGGGCUUCGUCAUCCCGGGCCUGAUCAUCCUCAUCUGCUACUGCAUCAUCAUCGUCAAGCUGUCCCGGGGCUCCACGGGUCAGCAGAAGCGCAAGGCGCUGAAGACCACGGUCAUCCUCAUCGUGUGCUUCUUCAGCUGCUGGCUGCCCUACUGCGCCGGCAUAUCCGUGGACACCCUGAUGAUGCUGAACGUGGUCCCCCACAGCUGUGCCCUGGAGCAGAGUCUGCAGACCUGGAUCUCCAUCACCGAGGCCCUGGCCUACUUCCACUGCUGCCUAAACCCAAUCCUCUACGCCUUCCUGGGAGUUAAGUUCAAGAAGUCUGCACGGAAUGCAUUGACUACCGGCAGGGGAUCGAGUUUGAAAAUACUUCCCAAAAAGAAAGGUGGACAUUCAUCAAUCUCCACAGAAUCUGAGUCUUCAAGCUUUCACUCUAGUUAACAGUGACUUAUUAUUUGGGGGGGCAAUUCUGUUAGGGAGGCUUAAGCUUUCUUUGUACAAAAUUGGGGGGGGGGGGGACUAGCCAACACGUUUAACUGUAAAUAGUUCUGUUAUAAAGUUGUUGUUUUUUAAAUUUUAAUUUCUGUUCUUUGGUCUGUUUUUAUUUAAGAUUUUCUAUCUCUUAACAUUCACCCAAGAACAUGUGGAAUGUUCAGGCAGAGCCUGUUGGCCAUUGAUUGGCCAUGUCCUUUUUGUAAAAUCUGUAAAUACUGUAUGGAUGUCAAGCUAAGGCCACUUUUUAAAUCAAGCACCGCAAAAGUCAACAAAGGAAAUCAAGUACUGUUCAAGUGUGGUUGAUCAAACAGGCAACACUUCUUCAAAGCUGUGGUCUAAUUAAAGUGUCUUAUAUCCACUUUAUGGCACGUGUGAAUAAUUAGUUGUUUACCCUACUUUGUAUGUUAGCACUUGAUUGUCUUAUUCACUUAGAAUCAGUUACUUUUUAACACAAUAGUUGACCCAGUAUGUUUGAUGGAGAGGUUUUAGAAGAGUGCCCAAAUCAUUUCAUAAUGUCUGCUUUUACAACUCAAACAUUCAGAAUAAAAUCCAAACCUAA
Molecule: messenger RNA, 1822 nt
Organism: Anguilla anguilla (European eel)
Lineage: Eukaryota; Metazoa; Chordata; Actinopteri; Anguilliformes; Anguillidae
Product: C-X-C chemokine receptor type 4-like
Biological process (GO): immune response; neurogenesis; G protein-coupled receptor signaling pathway
Cellular component (GO): membrane
Molecular function (GO): chemokine receptor activity
Source: RefSeq, a predicted model, not a curated record